Molecule: messenger RNA, 792 nt
Organism: Phaeodactylum tricornutum CCAP 1055/1
Lineage: Eukaryota; Bacillariophyta; Bacillariophyceae; Surirellales; Neidiaceae
Exons: 1
Coding region: 93-728 (211 amino acids)
Source: RefSeq, a predicted model, not a curated record
CGUAUAGGUAAAUUGGCGACGGUCUACUUUUUCCUGACUCGUCCACUCACCGUCGCACGCACCCGCAUUGAAACCGAAUCCAAAUCACCGUCAUGCCGAAGCUUUUCCUGGUCGCGUUCGCGACCCUGACGGCCGUCCGUUCCACCGCGGCCUUUACCGUCGUCCGGUCGCGCCGCACGGCGACGACGACGUUAUCGGCUUCGCGUCGCGACACUCUCACGUUCACCGGUACAGCGGUCGCUACCGCGCUGUGGGGUGGUGAACGUCCGGCGCACGCCGACAUUGACUACGCCCGGGUACAAGAUUUGCUCGGCAACGUGGAAGCCACGUCGCCGCAAUCGUACGCUGCGCCCGGAGCCCGCCCCAAAUGGCUCGAAGAGCCGACGGAAGACUUUAAACGGAACGAACAAAAGGCGACGGAGUUUAAACGCGCCGCUCUGCAGCGGAAACAAGAAUUCCAGGCUAUUCUGGAUCGCUUUCAGGAGGAACCCAACGACGAGACCAUCCUGGCGUCCGAUUUGGACGAUCUCCGACGACGCGUGAAACAGAACGGCGGCUUGCCGCAGGGGAUUAGUAAAGAAGAUACGGUGAAACAAAUUCGCCGGCGCAAAGCCCGGAAACCACGGUACUGGCCCACGCAGGUGGAAAUUGCCUAUCAAGACUUGGUGAGCGAAAUUCUGUACCAGCAAUCGCCCAACACCGACCGGGAUAUGGACAAUCCGAUGUAACGGUUCAGAACGACAGUGCGUGUACCGGAGCAUGGUUGGCAGACGUCACGCUUGCUUGGGCUCC